Molecule: messenger RNA, 2658 nt
Organism: Linum trigynum
Lineage: Eukaryota; Viridiplantae; Streptophyta; Magnoliopsida; Malpighiales; Linaceae
Source: the annotation of a GenBank genome assembly
CAAUACAUCAAUUUAACUUUCACCGAAACCAAACCACUGACACAAAUCUUGCUUGUUGAAAACUAGAACUCGCCAACCGGGAACAAACUCAUUCAGUUCAAUUAGUUAAGAUCUACCCGACCCGGAAAGUAGAUGCCCUAAUAAACCGCUGUACGCUACAGUUUUCACUUUUCCGGCUUUCAGCUCACAGUUUUGCGAAAGCUUUGGCUCUGUUUUCUCCUGUUCUCGCAAACCAAAGGGAACAUCAGGUCACUAGCGCUGUCUCCCUCGCGGCGAAGAGUGAUUAAUGGACUGGAACAGUACUCUGGCGGAGCAAGCAGAGCCGUCGAUGAGCCGCCGGUCUUCUCUACCGCUAUCCUCUACCAUUCCCGCCAGCCCUAACACCGUCUGGGUCGACGCCACCCCGCUCCUCCAGGCCGCUUGCACAGAUCUUCUGGAUGGUGAGCUCAUUCACGGAGAGAAUUUCAAUCUUUUCGCUGCCAUGUCUGCUUUAGAGAUAAUGGACCCAAAGAUGGAUUCUGGCAUGAUAUGCAAGUACUAUUCAGUUGAUGAGGCAAUCGAAGACGGUGUUGGUCCAGUUCCAAUAAGCUUUGAUAGAACCACAGAUGUUCAAUGCACAUUAGAUAUCAUGGACCAUCUCUUAGCUUGUGAGGCAACGUGGCACAAGGGUCAUUCACUUGCUCAAACUGUGUUCUCUUGUAUCUACUUGUUGAGGCCCGAGAGAACAGUUCCAUCCCCAAUAUUGCAUUCAUAUUGCAAAAUCAUUCGGGCUACCUGCAAGGCUAUUGUUUCAGUUGUCUCAGAUGCCCGUACACAUGAAGAAGAGGAUCUUUUUACCAUGGCUUAUGGACUUCCUUUGGACGGGGAUGGAGAUGAAAAGAGCUUGUCUUUGCUAAAUGCUGUUGAAGAGAACCUGUGUCGUCAGUUGCGUGCUUGCAAGGCUCAAUCAUCUAGAAGAAAACAAGAUAUGGAACCUUUGCAAUCUGAUAUUGACAUGGAGGAGGGCUACUGUAAAGCAUUGUUAUGCCGCUUACGCUUUCGUAAGCAUUUUUUUCAUGUACUUGCUUGUAUGAGGCGGCCUCAAGGAAAAGGCUUGGAGCUGGCCAGGAAACAUAUAGCUUCAUCCAUAUCAGAGCUGGAGUGCAUUCGUAAAUCAGCAGACUUUCUAAUAUCAACUGCUUCUGGCGGUUGUUCAAUUGGUAUCGAAGAUAGAACAACUGCAUCUGGACGGCAACCUAUUGGUUUUGAUGCUAGUUUGAAUAGUAGAGUCUCUGCUCCUGCUCCACCUCGCUCAAUAAAAAUGCUUAGUUGGAAUAAGGCCAUUGAGUAUUUUGAAAAACUUCUUCGUGAUCUAGAUUUUAUUUGUUCCUAUUCAUUGGACCCAUCCUUGGAAGUUCUGCUACGGUUCGUGACCCAGUUUCAGAGUUCUCGACCUGAUCUAGUUGCAAGAUCACAUCUUCAGCUUUUGCUGGUUCAAGAGGGAAGGCUUUAUGGACGGGAUCCUAUGUUUGCUGUAAUUACUAGAGCUGCAGGGUUGCCUGAAACCACAAAGAACCAUGAUAUUCAGAGAUAUGAAUCUGUUAUGCAACUAGGGCAGUUAGUCAUCAACAUGCUCAAAAUUGUUUGUACAAAUACUGCAUGGCAAAGGCGUAAACUAGGAAAAAGUUUGCAAGAUUGGCGUGUUAUCUAUGUACAGCUAGAGCUUGCUUUCACAAACAAGUUUGGAGAAGUAUUGGCAGCUUCAAAAGACGAGAAUGGUGUGGCAAGAGUUGUCAAACAAAUCCUGAUAUGGUUGGAGGAGCAGGCAUACUGGAUAGCGUUUCGGUUUCUCAUGUUGGGCUUCGAGUUGGAGCUCUACUCGCCUAGCGAAUUCUUCAUGGUAUACUGGUACCUUUAUGCUGUCUUGGUCAAGCUAGCUGAGAAAACAGAUUCUAGAAUGGAGAUCACUGAGAUCACUGCAGCUAAACGGAAGGGAAAGAAACGAAAGGAUUCAUCGAAAGAUGUAGGAAGAGAGACUCGGAUUCCACCAGCAGUGCGUUUUCUUCAGUGUCAAAUCCACCUCGUCGAAGGGCUCACACUCCUGCAUGCUGCUUUAAGAAACGAAAUGGCGGCCUUACACAGUCUAACCCCAUUCAACUCCGAACAAGAGAUCUUCCUCCAGCAUUUCGAGCUUCUCCAGAAAGCUUGUAUUCCAGAGCAAAUAACCUACCACUCGUUCAAGGAAUCCACUUCGUACGCCAGGUUCUCGAACAUAGCAACGCCCAACUGCUUCCAACAAGCACAGAAGAUGGCCAAAGAGCUCAGGAGCAGCUUCUCGAACGACCAUGACCGGCUAGCCGAGCUCAGGAGGUUAGAACAGGUGGCGGAGCACAACAGCGUGGCUAUGAACGUCAUCUGCCAGCUCGGAGCUGUUGAACCCAAUUCCCUGAAGGUUUCGUUCGAGUUCGUACACCACCCUUGUUAUGCGACGGCUGUAGUUCGGCGAGCUUGAGAGGCCAAAUGCAGCACAAAUUUUGGAAGCCCAUUUGUUAGAGAAGGCAAUCAGUCAGCUAAACAGUUGUUCCCUCUGUAACAUUCUGUAACUUGUUUUUUGGAAAAUUGCUCCUCUUUUUCUCUCCAUUUGUUUACUUUUCCUAGGAAUAUAAGUAGUUAGUAUUC